GGUCCUCAGGGAUUGGACAGCUCCUGCUGAUCCCAUCUUAUAAAAGCAAGAGAUGGAACGCCACUGACAGUCGAUCAGGCAUGAUGAAGGUUCUUCUGUUUUUGGGAUUGGUAGCAGUGGCUCUCUGUGAGCCAAACCGCUAUGUUGGGGAUAAAGUUUUCCGUCUUUGGCCUGUGAGCGAUACACACGUAUCGUUCAUCAAGGAGCUUGCCAGCAAAGUGCAGGUGGACUUCUGGAGCCCUGACAGCGAUGACUUGGUCACAGUUUUCACCGAAGUCGAUGUCCAUAUCCCUGCUUCUCACACUGACAUGGUUUCCGUCAUGCUGCAACAGAGCGGCAUGGACUACCGAGUGCUGAUUGAGGAUGUGCAGACGGCUGUGAGACAACAGUUUGACAACAACAUGCAUACCAAAGCCCACAGCUAUAUCAAGUACAACAGCUGGGCAGAUAUCGAGGCCUGGGUCAGCUCCAUGACCUCGGGCAACCCUGCACUGAUCAGCAAGUCCACGCUUGGGAAAUCAUACGAAGGCCGUAGCAUGCACCUGCUCAAGAUCGGAAAGAGCAAUGGCUCCACCAAGCCUGCCAUCUUCAUGGACUGUGGAAUCCACGCCCGUGAGUGGAUCAGCCCCGCUUUCUGCCAGUGGUUCGUCCAGGAGGCCGUGACCAGCUACGGAAACGACCCUCAGAUGACCAGCCUGCUGAACACCAUGGAUAUCUUCGUGCUGCCUGUGUUUAACGUGGACGGUUACGAGCACACGUGGAAGAGCGACAGGAUGUGGAGGAAGACUCGCUCUCGCAAGACUGGAUCCAGCUGCAUCGGCGCCGAUCCCAACAGGAACUUCAACGCUGGCUGGUGCACAUUGGGAGCCUCCAGCAACCCCUGCAGUGACACUUACUGUGGAUCUUCUGUCGAGUCGGAGAUCGAGGUGAAGAACGUGGCAAACUUCAUCCGCAAUAAGAAGUCCAUCAUUAAGGCUUACCUCACCAUCCACUCGUACUCUCAGCUCCUCCUGUUCCCGUACUCCUACAAAUACGAUAAGGCCAAAGACGAUGCUGAGCUGAUGAGUGUGGCAGUGGCCGCAUCAGAGGCUUUGCGCAGUCUGUAUGGCACUAAAUACACCAGCGGUCCUGGAGCAACCACUAUCUACCCUGCUGCUGGAGGUUCUGAUGAUUGGGCGUAUGAUCUGGGUGUGAAAUACUCGUUCACGUUCGAGCUCCGCGACACCGGCCGCUACGGCUUCCUGCUGCCCGAGUCUCAGAUCAAGCCCACGUGUGAGGAGACCAUGCUGGCCGUCAAGUCCAUCGCCGCGCACGUGCUGAACAACCUGUACUGAGAGAAAAAUGUGCAAGAAGUGCAUGCAUGAGAAUAAUUACAAUAAAAAUCGAAAGAGUAA
Messenger RNA from Ictalurus furcatus (blue catfish), 1394 nucleotides. It is a transcript of the gene cpb1, whose product is annotated as carboxypeptidase B1 (tissue). NCBI's taxonomy places the organism in Eukaryota, Metazoa, Chordata, Actinopteri, Siluriformes, Ictaluridae. Gene Ontology annotation, biological process: proteolysis. Gene Ontology annotation, molecular function: zinc ion binding; metallocarboxypeptidase activity. The transcript is spliced from 11 exons. Bases 81 to 1334 code for a protein of 417 amino acids. The record is from RefSeq and is a predicted model, not a curated record.